Racocetra persica is the source of this 804-nucleotide messenger RNA. The record is from the annotation of a GenBank genome assembly. NCBI's taxonomy places the organism in Eukaryota, Fungi, Glomeromycota, Glomeromycetes, Diversisporales, Gigasporaceae.
AUGUCUAAAAAAUAUCCCGUAUAUGUAGAAUUUUACAGCAUUUAUUAUUCAAUACCAAUUAUUCAGCAAAAAGGACAUGAUAAAUAUAUAAAUGAAGAAGUUAAAAAAAACCCACGACAAAUGAUUUUUCAAAAUAUUCAUAGUUUGCUAGGCCUAGUAUGGGAAAUGUUAGCAAUCAUAGGCCUAUCAGGAUGCGAGAAAACUAUAUUUUUGAACGUGCUCGAAGAUCGCACAUCUAAAAAAAAUGUAGAAGGAACAGUUAAAUUGAAUAGACAUAUUCCAACUAAAGUCUCUAGACAUUUUGUAGCCUAUUGUACUCAAGAUGAUAUCUUUUUUCCAUACUUGAUAUCCCAAUUACGCCUUCCGCAUGAAUUACCCACUAGUGCAAAGUUGGAGCAAGUAGAAAAUAUAAUUCAAGCAUUAAAUCUUUCAAAAUAUUCAAAUACAAAAAUUGGUGAUACAAGAAUUCAUGAAAUCUCAGGCGGUGAGAGAAAACAAGUUAGUAUUGCAAAUGAACUGUUAACCGAUCCUAGUGUCAUUUUGUUGGAUAAGCCUACUUCUGGCUUAGAUAUGUAUUCAUCAUUAGUAUUAGAUCUUGUACAAACCCUAAAAGAAUUUGCAAUAAAGCAAAAAAAAACGAUCAUAAUGGUUAUUCAUCAACCUGCAUCACAAGUUUUUGAUCUAUUUGAUAAGCUAUUACUAAUAGCAGAUGGACAAGUAGCUUAUUUUGGAGAUAGUAAGAAUAUAGUCGAUUAUCUUGCUGAUGAAGGAUUUGGAAUAUCUCCAGUAGCAUCUCUAUCAUGA